CUAUAGAACCUAACGACAAUGGAGUUUGUUACAGCGGCUGGGAUUGCCUUGGAUGCGGAGUUCAUUAAGGGGCCUGUUAUAGCCGGUAUUGGGUUUGGCCAUGUAAUAUUGUGCCGUACGUGCUGGUCGUUGAAUAGCAGCGAUGAGGGUCUCUAUGGAGGGCGGAUUCGUACUGGAGUGUGGGCAGGACAUAGGUUCGAUAUCGCGACGCGUGAACGGCAUGAUAGGAGCGCUAAAGAUGAAGAAUGGAAGAAUGUGAGCGAAGAGGUGUCGGCGGAGGUUGCAGCGAUCUGGGAGAGCGAGUAUGGUGCUGGCUGGCGGGAGAGAUUUAUAUAGACUGCUAUGUUUACAGACACUGAGCUGAUGGGAAGGCGGUCUCGAGAUUUAGCUCUUUCUCAGCAUGAGAUGGGCCCCUUCAGUUGUGCUUAUGGGUCUUCCGGUAUGGUGUUGGAUUUAUGAUGCGUUUGGGAUGGUUGGGCGAAGACGGGGAUAUGGGGUAUAGAGGUGGGGAUAAAAGGGGGCCAGAGGGAUGUGAGCGAGGUAGCAGGAG
This is a messenger RNA of Pseudogymnoascus verrucosus, 550 nucleotides long. RefSeq lists its product as uncharacterized. The transcript has a single exon. Lineage: Eukaryota; Fungi; Ascomycota; Leotiomycetes; Thelebolales; Thelebolaceae. Bases 19 to 336 code for a protein of 105 amino acids. The record is from RefSeq and is a predicted model, not a curated record.